UCCCUUGUCCCAUUCUCUGCUUCCCGUGCCACUUCCUUUUACCGGGUAUACACCUACCUAGUGGAUGCCGAGGCGAAAGAGGUAUUCCCGGCACAGUCGCUUGAGCCUCUUUAGCCGUGGCCCGUACUAUGACAACUCGUGCGCUGCCUUGAUGACUUGAAAAACGCUGACGUACUGCCUUUGCGCGUAGGUUUCUUCUCAAGUACGCGAGUCGCGAUGAAGUAGACAUUCUAGGUACUGGUAGUGGUGGUAUCUCCGACAUACGUAAUGCCAUUGCAGAAUAUACAGAGCCUUCCCCACUGUAUGGGUUCCUGAGAUAUAGGCGGAGGAGUGUAAUUGUAAAAUAUAUGCCCGAGAGCUGUUCGAGGCUUGUACAAGCUCGCGCGGCCGUCCACUUUAAUGCAGUCUGCGACCAAUUCAGUCAUAAUACCACCUUCGAAAUCACCGAUGCUCACGACUUGAGGGAUAGCAAGCUUUCGGCAGCUUGUUCUCUUCAUGCUGCUUCGGGAUCCCAGUCCUCUUCGAAUAGUUCGUUGCGUCGGCGAAGGUUGAACGAGAUUGCGGAGGAAGAGGAAGAGGAAGAAAGAGAAAGAAAACGACAGUCGGUUGUAAAAGAAGAGGCUCGCCCGUCGUCGUCCAUAUACUCGGAGAGGCCCGUCUCUCCUACAACGGUGGAACCUCCGGUCGUCCUGGACCCCCUCCAAAUCGAGGACCCCUCAGCAACGACAUUUGCUUCAACCAAGAACGUUCCGGAUUUCACUGGAGCGCCAGCGCCAUUGUCGCCUACCAAGUCCGAGUUCAAUCGCCGCCUAUCUACACAGUCAGCUCGGCUGGAGGUAUAUAGCUCUGCUUCCUAUAUGCAAGGGAGGAAAGUCAAACUUGGCCCACGACCCUCUUUAGAUGCCCACAAGAGACCCUUGACUGCAGAAAAUUUCCGCCCCAUUGCCGCGCUUCCAGCGGGGUUCAAGUUCUUCAAAGCAUCGAAGAAGGGCAAGUCGCAGGAGCACAGCGAACAAGCAGAUUUUGCAACGCAGACAACUACACCAGUACCUGGGAUGCUGUCACUGUCUACUGAUGAUCAACUUCCCCCACGACCUGCCACCAGUUCCGGAGCCUCUAUUAAGUCAACGAACUCAAUGGCGCCCGCGCGGGAAAACAAGAUGACCCCUGAAAAGACUCGAUUAAUGAAGGCUAUGAAACUCCGGGAAAAGAAGAUGCAGGACGCCAAGGUAGAGCUAUUAAAUCUUAGCAAAAAGAGGCCCGCACAAAGUAGUGUUGGCGCAGCACCAAACACUGACUCCGAGAAGUCAGUUUCUACGAAGCCUGAAACACAUUCGUUGGAUACUGUUUUAGAUUCUCACCCUUCCUCACCCGGUGCUGCUUCAUCCACAGGCAUUGGUGAUUCCACGAAAGCAUCCUCGAUAUCCGACUCGACUGAUGAGACGAUUCAAGCCUCCCAGGAACCAGAAUUCUCAGACAUGCAGAAAAACAACUUUGCACACCAGGCUAUUACGUCACAAACUGAAACACCAGCGCACAAUGUCUCAAAUGGUCAAGUUAUAGCAGAUGCCGAGGAAUUUGUUGAAAUUCCAGGGAGCGGAAUAAACAUUUCACAAUCCACAGCAGCCAUGAUUAGGAGGUCGAUCGAACCUGAUGAAUUUGCUUCUACUGUUGACUUGAGAACAACCUCGGGUGACAGCCAACAUCCUGGUGGAUCGCAUGGAAGCGGAUUACCUUCUGGAGUCGACAAACCCAAAUCCACCACUCAGUCUGACGAACAGUCUGCAUUGUUUUCUAAGGAGCCUCAAUCUUUGGCAGCAUCAAUAUCACCAACAACUCCGAGCCUGAAAUCGAAGUUCUCUAGGAAAGACAUUGAUGUUCCUACAGAGCUUACUCCAUCGAUUCUCGACAAGACGGCCGCCGCUCCUUCUGUGGCUGACGACUCUUCGCCCAAACAAGACUUACCACUGAGAAAAAGGCCGGAGAUCUCAUUGGCUUCCCCACCAAACCCUAUCAGACCCAAGGCCUCAGUUGAACCGAUUAACACUGACCUGCCGGCCAAAAGGGCAUCUUCAACUGAACCUCCUGACCCAUUGGAUGAUGAUGCGUUGAUGGACGAGUUGCAGACUGCUACUGUGCAAGAAGCAAAGUCGAUGCUCGUCUCUAAAUCUCCAAUUACUCCAGUCUUCCCCAAUUCAAGUAGUCCAACGAGAAAGAACGCGCCUCUGCCGCGUGCCGCAUCUAACCCAAUGCGUGGCUCACUUCUCAUGCCCGUGGACAUAUCCCAGGGCAACGGUCCCAGAAGCGUUUCUUCAGGUGGUGCCGCAUAUUUGAAUAAUCUUACUCGUAAUCCAUCCAACGCAAGCAUACAGUCAAAGAAGGGCAAUGUGGGAUCAAGCAUCUCGCAGCGCAUCAAGGCCUUGGAGGCAUUGUCUGGUAACUCAAAUGAAGACCGACCCAGGCCGGUGACGCCGUCUUCGACUUUCUUUACCGUUCGGAAACAGAGCACAAGGGAGCCAUCGAAAUCGCCCUCGGUCAUGGAUCGUGCAAGUUCGCUCACACGCCAACCACCGACGCCAGAGCGUUCGCGAGAAACGACGCCGGAUGCGCCUAGCACGACCCGCGAGAGGUCAGGCUCAGUAGCCAGUAAACUAAACAUGUUUGAGGGACAGAACGCGCCCCGAGGACGUCCUGAAUCUAUCCAGGUCACCGCCCGUAUCAUAAGAGGGGCAGGGUCUCCAUUCGCCAACCUAGCCACUAGAAAGCCUAGUGAUGUCGCCCCUGCGGAACUGAGGCAAUCCACCUUGUUGGUAGACAUCCACAGGGCCCAGUCUGUUACUCCCCAACCUUUAUUGGAACGGAAUCCCAUUGCGGAGCGUCCAAAGACGAGCAUUUCAGAGCUAAACGAACCAAAGCCGAUACCUGAAGCUGCUGAUAAGCAGGCGAGGCGGCGGUCGUCAAUGAGUCUCAUGAAGAAUUUCAUCAAGGAGCACGCUCCGUUAGGCAACAAGUCGACUGAGCAGUUAACUACCACACCUCCCACAGUUACAACCCCUAAAUUCCCUAGUCCGCAAUCACCGAUAACCUCGCCUAGCUUUGCUCGACGCCUAUCAACCUCGAGCCGCCGAUCGUCCUUCACGCAAGAGGUAGACAAUGCAUUCAUGUCUAUGACGACGAGGUCUUCGUCUCGUGUCAGUGACAGCGGCUCAGCUGACGAUGACAAGUCGUUGAGUGAUAAGAAAAGCAAGAAUCGCACCUCGCGCUUCAUGCGGCGAUUGUCUAAUUCGUUUGGUGGAGCCCGCAAGAGCGGCAGCGCGGCCAUCUCACCAACGGUGAAGGAAGAGGAUGCGGACCAGCUCGAGAAGGCAUCUAUCAUCGCCAGCCAGCAAGUAGCGUCGCCGACGAUUGUUGCUUUCCUGGGCGAUGUCAACGUACAAUUCCCCGACAACCUCCUAUGGAAGCGUCGUAGCAUGUGUCUCGACGCGCAGGGCUUCAUCUUCCUUAGUACAGUGCAAGGCGGCGCCACCAAGGGCAAAGACAUUGCGGGAACGAAGCGUUUCCAUCUCGGCGACUUCCGCCGACCCUAUAUCCCUGACGUCGAAGUCCAAGAACUACCCAACAGCGUCGUGUUGGACUUUAUGGAAGGCUCUAGCCUUCAAAUUGCCUGUGGCGAUCGUGCAGGCCAGCAAAAUGUCUUGCGCACUCUUCAAGAGGCACACCAAGGUUAUGCGGCCUGAAGUUUGAGCGGACGUCGACUUCAUUCCUACGGCGCAGGCCACACCAUCAACCUUUAUCAUGACAGAUACCCCAACACGCCUUUUCCUCUCCUCAUUACAUGUCCUUCAUGGCGGUCAUACUGCAUUCUCAUUUGUAUAAUCCGAAUAUGCCAUGCACCUUACAACAUUUUUCUUUACACGGGGCGGAAGCAUGAAACUGGAACAAGCCCCCUAAAACUGGUGGAUUUGAUGGA
Messenger RNA from Xylaria bambusicola, 3970 nucleotides. RefSeq lists its product as uncharacterized. Lineage: Eukaryota; Fungi; Ascomycota; Sordariomycetes; Xylariales; Xylariaceae. The record is from RefSeq and is a predicted model, not a curated record. The coding region runs from base 348 to 3737 and encodes 1129 amino acids. The transcript is spliced from 3 exons.